AAUUUAAAGGUGAAUCAACCCUUUAAUAGACGUCUGCAAAUGUUGCUUUACCUUGGGGCCCUCCACAAUGAACUGACUGGUCCCUAUAGUGUAUAAUUAGAUUCCUCUUAUUUAUAUCCCUCGGAUUCAGGGAAUGAACAGGAGGGUUCCAUGCUUUUCCCUGGAGUGCGUUUGCAGGAGAGACGGGUGCUUUCCUUAAACAUAAAGAGGAACUUGUUCUCGCCCUAAAUGCCCAUAAACUGGUAUCUAGUAAAUCUGCUGGGCCUGUCAUUUCUAACAGCUGCUUUUUAUCUUCCAGAACAUUUUUUGGAGCCCGGAAAAAAAACCCUUGAAUUCAUCGGAUUCUUCCAUUGCUGGGAGAAGAGCCAAGUGCAAUAAACAGGAUUCACAGCCAAAAUCUUACGCUUCCUUCUGCAGCCACAGAUGCUUCUACCUGCCUCUUUUUCCUGCCUGGCUGGCACACACCCAUUUCUCUGGCCAUAAAACACUUUAUGUACCGUGGGCAGCACCCCAUAAUCUCCAGAAAACAUCGGCGACAGAAGUGAGACCCGUGGAAUUGUGAGCAAGGAAGAAAUGAAGAGGGUGUCCGAGGUUCCUUUUGGGCUCAAGCAUUGAAGGGCAGCAGGGCCCUGAAGGUCGGGAUGCAGUCAGCUGUAUCUAAAGCACAGGAGCUGGUGCUGGUGGAACACGCCUUUGAGUAUUCCUCCAAGGAUGGAAGAAUUAUCUCCAUAAAACCCAACGAGAGGUACAUCCUUCUGAAGAGGACUAAUGAGCACUGGUGGCAAGUGUGCCUCGAUAAGACUACAACACCAUUUUAUAUACCGGCCAAAUAUGUCAAAGUUUUGCCCUCAGCUGAGAAGCGAUUCAAUGGUUUUCAGCCACUCAAGGAUUCAUUAGAGGAUGUGCAGGUACCAGUGGCGAGUAAUGAGUACAGUUACAAAUUCUUACCACCAAUCCCACAGGUGAGUGCCAACUUUACCAUGCCGCCUUCUGAGAUCCAGCCGACCAUUUCUGGUAGUGCCAUAACUUCAAGAAAUGUAGAGAGUGCCAGCAAAGCCCUGUCUCCAGUUAUGAUGCCAUGCAUUGGUACAAGUAACACCCUACCAAAAGUCAGCAUGCCAAAGCUUGCUGCCACCAAUACCCUGCAAUCUUCCACAGUGCCUAGGGUCACCUCUAACAAUGUCCAACCAAAAGUGACUUUACCACAGAUCCAUGUAAAUGAUCUAUUAACCAAUGCCCCACAAAUCCAUUUAAGUAAUACUCUUCCACCAAUCAAUGCCCAGCAGUUUAGCUCCACACUCCCACGAUCAUCAACCCAAUCUCUGCCAUCAGACCUCCCUUUGGUAUGUGGAGCGUCAGGAUUAGACUCAACUCACACAUAUCCCCAGGAACAACCCGAGGACAACCGCACGCAUGCUCCAAUGAGAACCUUCCACAAUUCCAAGAAGGUUGUUGACCCCACCAAGCGUAUCAGCUUCUUGUGCCUCAAUGAUGCCCAGCCCAAUAUUUUAAUCACACAUCCUUCAGUGAAACUAAAGCCAGAGCCAUCUACAGCUCAUCACCAUCAACACCUACACAAAAUCAAUGACUCUUCUGGACCGUGUCGCCCAGAAGAGGUGGUUACAGGACCGAGCAACCUAACUGGGUCGAAUGAAGUCUUGCCUUCAGCCCAGCCUAUUAAAGAAGAGGAAGACUUUGGGCCACUCUAUGAAAACCUAAAGCCAUUCAAAAAAGAGAGUCCAAGGAAACGAGCGUCAUCCCUGCAGCUCAGCUCCACCAGUACAUUAGACGACUGGGAAACUCACACCGACACAGGCAGCGGGCAACAAUUCUAUUAUAACAGUCUUACUGGGGUGACAACUUGGGAUUCUCCAUUUGACCAACCAGAAGACCAAGGGCACUCUCCCACCUCUCUGAAUUCCUUAAGUCCUUUAGCUGAAGACUCGUUGUGGGAGAAACAUUUUGAUGAAGCCACAAGACAAUUUUAUUUCUUUAAUCCAGUGACAGGCGAAACAUCCUGGGAUCCACCAGAAGAAGGGAUGAGUUUUCAAGAACUAACUCCAAUGGCGCCUCCAUAUUUAUCUGUGGACAGGAGGCCACCAACCCCAGAGGCUGAUUAUCCCGACUAUUCUCCAGAAGAGGUAGAGAGGUACCCCCAUGCCGAUUACAGUCAUGAUCCUCAAGGUCUAUAUGAACAGAUUCCUCUAGACAAGUCUCCCGUUGAUGCAAAUUCAGGCUGGUUCUGUCAGGUCAACAAAGAAGGGAAAAAGUGCUACUCAAACAACUCCAACAGUGACAUUUGGGUACAGUCAGAGGACCAGUCAGGAAAAACCUAUUUCUACACUCCAGAUGGUUCCUUCUCGCAGUGGAGUUUGCCACGAGUUGGCACACCGAGGCUUCAUACACCCAACGAUGACAACAAUGUCUUUACAAAAUUGCAGCUUAAUUACCCAGCAUUCUCUCCACGGAAAGAUACAGAGGAUUUUGGCCAGCAGCUCAGAAGGGCUGGUUCUGAAGAUAACCUGGACAUCGUUGGGAAUCAUCAUCAUCAUCACCAGACCAAAAGCCUGGAAAAAGCUGGAGUCCUUCACAAGGCCAAAAUAUCUGACAGUGGGAAAAAGCUUCGUAAAAGCUGGAGCUCCUCUUGGACUGUCCUAGAAGGGGGGAUCCUGACAUUUUUCAAGGAUGGCAAAAAUCUAUCAUCCAACAGUGCGAGACAGUCCCAGCUAUCAACCCCAGAGUACACAGUCAGACUAGAAGGGGCCACUCUUGGGUGGGCCACCAAGGAUAAGUCAAGCAAGAAGCACGUACUAGAGCUGAAGACUCGAGACGGCUCUGAGUUUCUCAUACACCACGAUUCAGAGACGAUCACUGCAGACUGGCACGAAUCGAUAAAGAACAGUAUUGCCAGGAAUAUACGUUUAUUUGCAGACCACACACCUGAAGACGAACUUGAACCCUUCCAGGAAUUUGGCUCUACUGAAAAGUUGGGGACAAAAGAUGAAAAAAAGAACUCGAGCAUGGGAUCAGGCAGCAACUCUGACAGCGAUCGCAAAGUCCGCGCUAAACUCAAGAAGUUUUUACAGAGGCGGCCGACGUUACAGUCCCUGCGAGACAAAGGCUACAUCAAAGAGCAAGUGUUUGGAUGCCCCUUGCAACAGCUCUGUGACAGAGAAAAACACAAUGUUCCAGAAUUUGUAAGAAAGGCCAUCCAAGCGGUGGAGAGAAGAGGACUUGAUAUUGAUGGUUUGUAUCGAGUGAGUGGAAAUCUGGCCACUAUACAGAAACUACGCCACAAAGUGGAUCAAGAAGAAAACAUCAACCUGGAAGACGGGCGCUGGGAAGAUGUCCACGUUCUCACUGGAGCCCUAAAACUUUUCUUCCGGGAGUUGCCAGAGCCCCUGUUCCCCUUCAGUCACUUUGACAUGUUCAUUGAGACAAUAAAAUUAAAUGACCCGGUGCUGAAGAAGAAACAGCUCAAGGAGCUGAUACAGUCCUUGCCGCCUCCAAACCAAGAGACAAUGCAGUUUCUCUUCCGUCAUCUAUGCAACGUAAUUGAAUAUAGAGAAUCCAACAGAAUGUCCAUUCAGAGUGUCGCCAUUGUGUUCGGGCCGACCCUCCUAAGGCCUUCGAUGGAAGGAGCAAACAUCGCCAUGUACAUGGUGUUUCAGAACCAAAUCGUGGAGCAAGUUCUAACCCAAUAUAAAUAUAUAUUUAACACAAGCUGAUCCCUUUGCUUCGCCGAUUCUUACCGACUGUGACAUGACGGCGCGGGCUCGCCCGACCAAGCCUUUGUAUUGCUCUGCCUCCCUAUUUAAAUGUUUCUAUGUAUAUACCCGUGCUCUUGACUUAUAUAUAGAUAUAUAUGUUUGUAUGUACAAAAUAAGAUGACUAUAGAAGGGAAACCAGGCCCAACCUGCUCAUUGGUCAUGUAAAUAAAUCCCUCCCACAAAAUGUCAAUAUUCUCUUUAUGAAGCAGCUUCUAUAGAUUUUUUUUUUUUUGACUCCGCUAUAGAUUUUUACACGUGUAAUUAUUUUUAAAAAAUAGGUUUUAUAAGGGUGGGAGUCUGCCACGCCAACGGAGAAUAUAUUUAAUAAGGCGCAAGACAAAGACACUGGCCUCUCUUGCUGCAAAGACAGAAAACAGUCUGUGAUUCAUCUUUAGUCCCUGUUGCACUUUUUACAUUAAAAUGUUUUACAAGAAAGAGAA
Xenopus laevis (African clawed frog) is the source of this 4210-nucleotide messenger RNA. RefSeq names its product Rho GTPase activating protein 27 S homeolog (gene arhgap27.S). Gene Ontology annotation, biological process: signal transduction. Gene Ontology annotation, cellular component: cytoplasm. Gene Ontology annotation, molecular function: GTPase activator activity. Lineage: Eukaryota; Metazoa; Chordata; Amphibia; Anura; Pipidae. The transcript is spliced from 20 exons. The coding region runs from base 642 to 3728 and encodes 1028 amino acids. The record is from RefSeq and is a predicted model, not a curated record.